Molecule: messenger RNA, 3238 nt
Organism: Larimichthys crocea (large yellow croaker)
Lineage: Eukaryota; Metazoa; Chordata; Actinopteri; Sciaenidae
Gene: os9
Product: OS9 endoplasmic reticulum lectin
Exons: 15
Coding region: 42-2075 (677 amino acids)
Biological process (GO): retrograde protein transport, ER to cytosol; ERAD pathway; endoplasmic reticulum unfolded protein response
Cellular component (GO): endoplasmic reticulum lumen
Source: RefSeq, a predicted model, not a curated record
GUUGAGUGUGCGUGUGUUGUUGCUGUCAGACAAAUGGGGCGAUGAGGAGACAGUUAAUCAUGGCUGCUUCCUCGGUGCGGUGGCUCAAACGUUUGUACGUUUUCCUGUCCGUGUGUCCCCUCUGUGUGCCGGCCUUCUUGAACUUAGAGGAGCUGAAUGAGAUGAAGUACGGGAUUCAAAUCCUCCCCGACCCCGUCAUCCUCGGGCAGACCAAGACAGAGGAGGUUAUGAUGGUGUCCAGUAAGUACAAGCAACUGUACGAGUGUCGACUUCCAGCCCAGGCUGUCCGGUUUCAUCAGGAUCCUGCCUCCGAGCCGGACUCACAAGGGUACACCGGGCCUGACAUACCAGACCUACUCAGUCCAAUGCACGACGCCCAGUGUCUAGUGAAGACGAAGGACUGGUGGACGUAUGAGUUCUGUCAUGGUCAGCAUAUCAGACAGUACCACCUUGAAGACACAGAAAUCAAAGGAGACAUUCUCUUCCUCGGUUACUAUGAAUCUGAAUUUGAUUGGAGUAAUGAAACAGCAAAGGCCUCCAAACAGCACAGACUGAAGCGCUACCACAGUCAGAGCUAUGUGAAUGGCUCCAAGUGUGACCUAAAUGGAAGUCCCAGAGAGACUGAAGUCCGGUUUGUUUGUGAAGAAGGCUCGGGUGACUACAUCGCCCGAGUGGAUGAGCCUCAGUCGUGCCGCUAUGUGCUGACAGUUCAUACCAGUCGUACCUGCCAGCAUCCAUUCCUUCGGCCACCAUCCACCGCCAAGCCCCAGGGUAUCGUGUGCCAGCCUGCGCUAAGUGCGCAACAGUAUAUGGAUUACGUCAAGGCCCAAGUCUCGGAUACAAAGCGUAAAGUAGAGCAGAUCUCAGAGGAGCUGAGGACUCUUGAUGAGAUGUUGGCUGGUAAUGACGGGGCAGAUGGAGCAGUGGAAGUGACAGCAGAAGCCACAUCACCUGCACAAAGUGAUGACCUGAACCAGGCGGACAGAAAAGAUACUGCUGAUGUUUCUGGGGAUGCCAGGUCAGAGGAGGGAGAAGAUUCUGACUUCUGGGAGGGAGUUACAAAGCCAGGGAGUUCAAAAACAGCCUCCUCAGAUCAACAGGAGAAUCAGGCAGCAGAUGAAGGCUAUAAUUCACUUACAGACAAUGAAGUUAUAGAUGAUGGUGAUGAAGUUGAAAAAUUCAACUUUAAAAUCAUCACUGACCCAGCAGACCUGAGGAAAUUUGUCCAGCAUCUCAAAGAGAGCAACAGGAAGAAAGCACAAAUCCAAGCCAAAAGUCGGGGAGAGAAACCACAAAACGACAGAGUAACAGAGAAGCUCGUUGAGGAAGAGAAAGACGAAGAUGAGCGCCUGCUGCAGGAGUUUGAGGAUGAGAUCUCCGACCUCACAGUGCCCUCAGACAAGAUUGAAGAAAUAAAGGAUGAAAUGCAGAAGGAGUUUGAUAACAUCAUAAAUGAGGCCCAGCAGGAAUUAGAAACCGAAGGUCUGAAAGGGGAGUUUGAUCGCACUCAAGCAACACAGACACUGGAGACGACACUGGACAAGCUACUUGAUCAUUUCAAGGACAAAGACGUCCAGGACCCCGAGCAGGAAACGGCGGGGGUUCAAAGAGCCAGUGACCCGACCAGGGGCAGCCCCAGCCUGGCUCCAAAGCAGCCAGACCAAGCGGCUGACGACCAUGUUAAGAUCAAAAUUACUAAGUAUAAGACGGGCAGCAGCCCUGAUGGGGAGGUCAAAGUUCAGGAGAUGGGCGAAGGAGACCCCGAGUGGCAGCACAUAAAGGACGUGGUUAAAGAACAGCUAGAGAAAGCAGGACUGAAGGCAGAAGGUAAAAUUGAGGUGAAGAUCUUGACACGGAAAAACGCAGAGGAGGCAGGUGAUCAGUGGCUGACUGAAGAGGAUACAAAGUCCUUCAGGGAGCUCCUCAUUAAUCUCCUGACUGGAGGCACAGAAGAGGUUGACAAAGAACAAAAGAGGCAACAGGAGUUGGAGAACAACUAUAGGUUUGUAUGGGGAGAGUCCCAGGAAGAAUCCCAGUCGUCCAGCACCUCUGACUCAGACGAUGUGGACAUAUGAACUCACCCUGUACACGUUUUCAUGACAAUGAACUCCUGUGGAGACCGGCAGGGUGAGGGACUCAAAAGUGCAGCCUGCAAAUUUGAAUAAGAGCCCACAUGAUUAAAUUACUGCUAUUAAGCCUGGCAGAUAAUAUUGACUCACCUGUUUGCACAUUCAGAUGUGUCUUUGUGUGUCUUUAAUAGGCAAUAUGUGUCUUUAGUAGGCAUCGGUCGUGUUGCAACGAUGAAACGGCAACACCUCAGCUGUACUUGAGCAAGUGCAGUUAUGCAUUUUUCCCCUUUUUGAUGGGAUUCUGUUUUGAUAGAUGGCUAGAGCAGCCGCGUGACGUACAAUAUGUACCUUUUUUUUUGUUUUGUUUUUUUUUCAUUAGUAUUUCAGUGAAUUUUACUGAAUGUUUGAACCUAGUUCCGAGGUUUGUCAGCAGCACACUGUGUCCAUAGUUAAAUUAUUACUUACUGGUGCAUUUGUCUUAUACAAACAAGUCCUAACAUUGAAGUGACACAGCUGGGGGGGAACUGUGCAUGCCUCAACAGACUGGACAAGGAUUUGUGCAGGUUGUUUAAUUUACUGUUUACUCAAAAGUAUGAUUGUGUCUGCAUACGGAAUAACAAAGGGCAAAUACCCGAAGGUCCACAUUUCAGUCCCCACAAUGUCUCACACACUGCGUUUGAUGAUAAGAUUCGUCAGUAAACACAACUGUAGAUUACAGACGUGUUUGCACACAUGCUGUGGCACUUUAUUUUAUUUUUUUUAGAAAAGUUUGUGUAAACUCCUAAUUUUAACACUGUUCUACACAUAUUUUGUUUUCCCUUUCGGUUGUCGUACUUUUUAAAGGGAUUCAAAAGAAUAUAGGAAGAUGGAUCUAUAAAGUGUGUACUUUUGUUUCUCACAAGAGCUUCCCCCAUGUUUAAUUUACCUGAAGUUUGCGACAAAGGAAGCUACAACGUCAAUCAGAUUCCGUGUACCAAAACUUUUCUAAGGAUCCUUCACAGGUAAAAGGGCUGAAUUUGUACAGUUUGUGAAUAAUUGUGGCCACAGCUCAACAUGUACAUAAUUAUUGCAUAAAUAUGUUUUUUUGAAUUAAUUUGUUGUAAAUUGGCACAAAUUAAGAAGGACUUGAGUUACCUGAGUAAACAUGUUAAAAAUUUGUGACUAAUUAA